AUGGAUGGAGGCAACCAAAAGUAUCCCGAGGCUAAGGAUCUAACAUAUGGCGAGUUUCCAUUAAAGUUUGUUUGGAAGCAAACAGAGCAUAGAUGGACACCAAGGCAACGAGGGCUUUCUAUUGGUCGAAUUCAUUUUGUGCCGCCUGGAAGCGGUGAGAAAUUUUAUCUAAGGACCCUGCUGAAUUAUGUAAAAGGUCCUGUUUCUUACGAUGAUAUCAAAACAGUUGGAGGAGUUAAAUACAACAGUUUCAAGGAGGCAUGCUUUGCUUUGGGCCUGUUAGACGAUGACAAUGAAUUCAUAAAUGCUAUCAACCAAGUAUCUUUUUGGGGGACUGCCGAAUAUAUGCGUCGUCUAUUUGUCAUGUUGUUAGUAUCAAACCAAUUUUCUCGACCAGAAGUUGUUUGGGAGAAGACUUGGCUGCAUUUGAGUGAUGAUAUGUUGCAUCGUCAAAGAUUGGCAUUGCGUGUGCCAGAUUUAGUAUUGGACGACGAUCAAUUAAAAAGCUAUACGCUUGCAGAGAUCGAGAGAUUGUUGCAGAGUCACGGCAAGAAAAUGAAGGAUGAUUACCCAACUAUGCCUGUGACUGAUGUGUCCCUUAUCCAUGAGUCACGUAAUAGGUUGAUAUAUGACGAGAUGAAUUAUAACCAACAUAUUCUUGAACAAGAGAACGAGCGGUUAAUGUCCACAAUGACAUUUGAACAAAAACAGGUGUAUGACAAAAUAAUGGCGAGGGUUGAUGCCAAACAGCCUGCAAUUUUCUUCCUAUACGGUUACGGCGGUACCGGAAAAACAUUUAUAUGGAGAGCAUUGUCAUCUGCCAUUCGGUCAAGGAAAGAAAUUGUAUUGACAGUUGCGUCCAGCGGUAUCGCAACCCUACUUAUACCUGGAGGAAGAACAGCACAUUCUAGGUUUGGUAUUCCUAUAAUCGUUGAUGAAAUUUCAACUUGCGGCAUACAUCCUAAAAGCCCGUUGGCUGAGUUGAUAUGUAAGGCAAGCCUAAUUAUUUGGGAUGAAGCGCCAAUGAUGCAUAAACACUGUUUUGAAGCACUUGACCGAAGUUUGAGGGAUAUUCUUCGUGUUCAAAAUAAUGGAAGGACGGAUAUCCCGUUCGGUGGCAAAGUUGUCGUGCUAGGUGGUGAUUUCAGACAAGUUCUUCCAGUGAUAGCGAAAGCCAAUAGACAAGAGGUGUGUAACUCAUCAAUAAAUUCUUCACAUUUGUGGCGUUUCUGCGAGGUGUUAACAUUGUCAACCAACAUGCGCCUUUUACAUGGUUCUUCAAAUUCUGAUAUUCAAGAGAGGAAAGAGUUUAGUGAGUGGGUUUUAGGCAUCGGAGAUGGUACUAUUGGAGAAGAGAACGAUGAAAAUAUUCAGAUACAAAUUCCAGAAGACCUACUUAUACAUAGUUCAGGAGAUCAUAUUGCUGCCAUUGUUGAUCACAUUUAUCCAUCGUUGCUAGAUAACAUGUAUGAUCAUUCGUUUUUCCAAAAUAGAGCUAUACUAACUCCAAAAAAUGUCACGGUUGAAGAAAUAAAUGAGUAUGUAAUGUCUCUUAUACCUAGAGAAGAAAAAACCUAUUUGAGUUGCGAUAGUCCCCUUGGUAAAAAUGCAUCAGCUACCAGGCCGGAUGACAUACACACACCUGAGUUUUUGAACACAAUUAAUGCCUCAGGUAUCCCUAACCACAAGAUAAAAUUGAAGGUUGGCGUUCCUGUCAUGCUUCUACGCAAUUUAGACGCUACGGCUGGUCUAUGCAACGGUACUCGAUUAAUAAUAACGAAGAUGGGCAGAUAUGUGCUUGAGGGCAAGGUAAUAACAGGCAGCAACAUUGGAGAUAUAGUUUAUAUACCGAGAUUGUCGUUGAGUCCAUCGGAUACAAGAAUUCCAUUUAAGUUUCAGCGUCGACAGUUCCCUAUAUCGGUUUCAUUUGCAAUGACGAUCAACAAAAGUCAAGGGCAAUCAUUGAAAGAAGUUGGAGUAUACCUUCCUCAACCGGUUUUUUCCCACGGACAACUAUAUGUUGCGGUGUCAAGAGUUACAUCAAGAAAAGGAUUGAAGAUAUUAUGCACAGAUGAAGAUGGCAAUUGUAUGAGCACUACAUCAAAUGUGGUGUAUAAGGAAGUCUUUCGCAAUUUGUAA
Medicago truncatula (barrel medic) is the source of this 2139-nucleotide messenger RNA. Its product is annotated as ATP-dependent DNA helicase pif1-like. Bases 1 to 2139 code for a protein of 712 amino acids. Gene Ontology annotation, molecular function: DNA helicase activity. Gene Ontology annotation, biological process: DNA repair; telomere maintenance. Lineage: Eukaryota; Viridiplantae; Streptophyta; Magnoliopsida; Fabales; Fabaceae. The record is from RefSeq and is a predicted model, not a curated record. The transcript has 2 exons.